AUGGAUACAUCAUGCAAGAAAUCUCCUUUGAAGCCAUGGAAGAAAGGGCCAACAAGGGGCAAAGGUGGCCCCCAAAAUGCUUCGUGCGAGUAUCGAGGUGUUCGGCAACGAACAUGGGGAAAAUGGGUUGCCGAGAUAAGAGAACCAAAGAAGAGAACUAGGCUAUGGCUUGGUUCUUUCGCCACAGCAGAACAAGCUGCUAUGGCUUAUGAUGAGGCUGCAAGGAGACUCUAUGGACCAGAUGCAUACCUAAAUCUUCCUCACCUGCAACCUCAUUCUGUUUCAACUAUCAAAACUGGGAAGUUCAAGUGGCUGCCUUCAAAGAAUUUCAUUUCAAUGUUUCCUUCUUGUGGAUUACUCAACAUAAACGCUCAGCCUAGUGUUCAUUUAAUCCAUCAGAGGCUACAGGAGUUUAAGCAGAAUGCAGUUGCUGCAACUCAAUCACUUUCUAGUUCGUCGGACGAUCCAAAGAAAGAAGAAACUCAGAAUGUACUAGACAGCAAGAAGAAUCAUGCAACUCAGAAUGUACUAGACAGCAAGAAGAAUCAUGCAGAUGAUCCGCCAAAGAAAAAUGAUGUUGAGACUUCGGUGAAUAAGAUGGUUGGCAAUCUGCAGGAGGAGAAACCACAGAUAGACCUACAUGAGUUUCUUCAACAGCUGGGAAUACUGAAAGAAGAAACACACUCCUCGGAACAAACUGAGAGUUCAGGAAGUUCAACAGUGCAUGAAGCUGUGUCAAGAGAUGACAAUGAUCAUUUGGGAAUAUUUUCAGACAUGAAUAUUAAUUGGGAGGCAUUGAUUGACAUGCAUGGAAUUGAAGAUAUUCAGGAAUCAGAAGCCACGCCGUUCGAAGCAUUUGACCCGAAUGACCAGCUUAAUUUCUCAACUUCCAUUUGGAAUUUUUAA
Vicia faba (fava bean) is the source of this 906-nucleotide messenger RNA. Lineage: Eukaryota; Viridiplantae; Streptophyta; Magnoliopsida; Fabales; Fabaceae. The record is from the annotation of a GenBank genome assembly.